Messenger RNA from Puccinia graminis f. sp. tritici CRL 75-36-700-3, 1206 nucleotides. RefSeq lists its product as uncharacterized. Lineage: Eukaryota; Fungi; Basidiomycota; Pucciniomycetes; Pucciniales; Pucciniaceae. The transcript is spliced from 3 exons. The record is from RefSeq and is a predicted model, not a curated record. Bases 1 to 1206 code for a protein of 401 amino acids.
AUGGCUGGAGCUGAGCUUGCCCAAUUUUUUCAGCUCAGCCAGCUCAGUGAGCUCUUGGACCCAGCUCAUCCAGCUCAAUACAUAGUGAUACAUGGCAGAUACGGGCAGAUACCGUAUCUGUGGCAGCGUUGGCUCAAGUCAGCUCUUGGACCCAGCUCACUCAGCUCAUCCAGCUCACUCAGCUCUUGGACCCAGCUCACUCAUCUCAUCCCGCUCUUGGAUUCAGCUCACUCAGCUCUUGGACCCAGCUCACUCAGCUCUUGGACACAGCUCACUCAGCUCUCGGACACAGCUCACUCAGCUCCCCAACCCAGCUCGCUCAGCUCAUCCAGCUCUCGGACUCAGUUCACUCAUCUCAUCCAGCUGCCGGACCCAGCUCACUCAGCUCUCCAACCCAGUUCACUUGGCUCUCGCACCCAGCUCACUCAGCUCACCCAGCUCAUCCAGCUCUCAGAACCAGCUCAUCCCUCUUGGAACCAGCUCAUCCAGCUCUUGCAACCAGCCAGCUCUUGUACCCAGCUCAGCUCAGUCAACUCUCAAACCCAGCUCACUCAGCUCAUCCGGCACCCAGACCCAGCUCAGUCAGCUCCUCCAGGCUUUGGACCCAGCUCCUUCAGCUCUCUGACCCAGCUCACUCAGCUCCCUAAACCAGCUCAAUCAUCUCUUGGCCCCAGCUCUUCCAGCUCAGUUGGAUCCCCAAGCCAGCUCAGUCAGCUCUUGGAGCCAGCUCACUCAGCUCUGUCAACCCUGAAAACUCCCCAAGCCAGUCCACCGGCUCUUGCCCCCAGCUCAGUCAGCUCUGGGACCCAGCUCAUCCAGCUCUGUCAGCUCUCCAAGCCAGCUCACUCAGCUCUUCCAGCCAGCUCAGUCAGCUCCAUCAGCUCUCCAAGCCAGCUCAUUCUGCUCUUGGACCCAGCUCAGUCAUAUCAAUCAGCUCCGUCACCUCUUGGACCCAGCUCACUCAGCUCUAUGGCCCAGCUCAGUCAGCUCAGUAGGCUCCCCAAGCCAGCUCAUUCAGCUCUAGCCAUCUCAGGCAGCUCAGACAGCUGUUCAACUCAGCUUGGUCACCUCUUGGACACAGCUCAUCCAGCUCAGUCAGCUCAAGUCAGCUCUCAGACCCAGCUCUCGGGCAAAUAUCAGUCAUCUCUUGGACCCAGCUCACUCAGCUUGGCUAUCUCUCCAACCAAGCUCAGCCGGCUCUUGUAA